CGUAGUUGGUGUUGCUGAUUAGUUGUAGAGCUCAAUUCGCGUGUUCUUUGGUUUAUAUAAGUAGUGCAUUAUAGUGAGCGUCACACCAGUUGCAAUUGAGGCAAUAUUAGAAUUAGAUGUGAAAUACUUACCAUUCAAGGUCCUCAAAAAAACUAUUGGAAAGCUACACCUAUCGAUGAUGGUGAAGACAGAAACCAAACACACAAAACUUGCUGCAUAAAAAGUUUAUCAGAUUAUCUUAUAAGUUUUGUGUUUGUCUGAUUAACUGUUUAAUGUACCAGCACCAAUUAAAAUUAAAAUUAAUUCAAAAUAAAUAAAUCGUGUUAUAAAUGUUGGGCCAAAUUGAUAGCACAUUUCGGUAAACUGGAUUGACCAAAGACGAAAUAGUUUCACAAGUGAAGGAUCUUAAAGUGAUGUAAAUUAGUUCUUCUUUUUGCUCCUACAUUCAGAAAAGAAAGAAAUUAGGAUGCAUGGUACUGCAGGCCUCCACUCUGCUAUGGCCAUCAAGCGCCAAAGAAGACUGCGAGAACAAGCCAAACGCAAGCGCGAGAGACGCUUGUCUUCACACACCAGCAGCAUGGACAGCAUGGAGCAUUUGCCAACCAAGAAAAUUCCUCAUAACGCACCUCCGGAUCAUCGUCUGGCUACUUCCAUUGGUAUGCUUCACAUUGGAGUGUGCUUCUUAGUGUUUGGUCUUUUCCUCAUUGGAUCAGGACUGCUUCCAGACGAUAUGGUCACAUGGAGAGGAGGCGGUUGGUGGAAUGAACUACUAGCGACUGGAAUUUUUGUCGCCGCGUUGGGAAUUUUCCUUAUUGCACUCAACAGAGUCAUGUCUCGACGCGAAGAAGAAGAUCUCAACGAAUAUGUUUCGAGGCAGUUAACGAGAUCUAGAAGUGGUCAUCGAUUAGAAAGAGAUCUUGAAACUGGUUGUUUAACGACGAAAAAUACCAGACGAAUUCUUGAGAAAAAACGAGAAGACAUAGAUCGAGGCAUUAUCGACGUUACGCCAAUUCAUUCACCACACACCAAAAACGCUCCAAUUUCCAUACAAAAUGGGGAUGCUUACUUAGAAAAAAUUGUUGAAGAAGACGUAUUUGAGAAAAUUACAGAUGAAAGUAAACCGCUUGAAAAUAAAGAGACUAUAUCAACCACUACCACCGCCAGUUUGAGUCCUGGGACUCCUUCAGAAACUAGAGAACUAAUUUCAAAUGCUAGACAGUACAGUUUUAAUUCCAGACAGUAUUAGGCUCAAUGAUGACCAGCAUGUUUUAAAAUUAUAGCAAAACGUUUUAUUGUUUUGAUCGACUUCUUAUAUUUAUUAUUGUCGCAAGCCAAGUGAUGACCGCAAUUGGUCACAUAGUAGAAAUGCACACGUUUUUACGCUGCUCCAAAUUCAAUGUACUUAACUUUUUUCUUUUAUCCAAAUUGAAAAUCUUAGUUAUUACGAUUAUUAGCAGUUAUUAAUAACAUAGUAAUUAAUACAGUUAGUACAUGUGGGCUAUGUUGCAUGUUACUCACCCAAGAAAGAGUAUUCACGAGAUGCAUUCAGGUUAUAUAGUGAGUUUUUUAUAUUGCUGAACGUAGCUCCAUGUUCAAUUUCAAUUAAAAAAAAACAAGUCCAUCCAUUGGUGUUAUUCAAUAUACAAUAUAUUCGUAUGACAAUAAAUAAAAAUAAAGUACAUAAAUGAAGUUAUAAAGCUUUGAAAGCAGACAACCAAGUAUUAGCUUCUGACGACAACUUGAAUUUCAGUGAAUUCUCCUUGAAAACUCUGCAACAAUAUGUUGUAUAGUUUCUUCCACUUAAUCAUAUUGACAAUAUGGAUUUACCGUAGCAUUCCAAUUAAAUAACAUUGGAGGUGUAUCUAAAUAGUUUGGCAAAUAAAAAACAUUGCUUUAUUUAACAAAAAGUUACUUUAAGUUGCUUUAAAAAAGUCCGCCACACUAUAGCUCUAUCUUCAACGAUUUCAGCCCUACAGCCAGUUAAAGAUGCUUUCAUUACGGAAAUGUUUUUCUGUACCGGUGGUCGCGUGUUUACUUAGAGAUCAUUAAAUGACAUCCACUGGAUUGACUUGUUUUUUUUUUUAAUUAAACCUAAGGAUAUGUUUAGCAAUAUCAAUAUAAAAAGCUCACUGUAUGUAAAUCCAUAACGUUUUAUUCAGCAUCUCCACCUUGCACGGACAUUAAUAUUUCAUAAUCAUGAUUUUAUUUUAACAUACCACACAGUGGGUGGCAUAGACACUUCAGUGGGCAGUUGUAUUGCUCAUUUGCAAUUUCUUUGUUAAAAAGAUACAAAAAGUAGGAGAUGCUGGAUGAAACAUUUUAGAUUAUUAAAAUGUUUCGUCUAUUUACAAUAUACAAGGUGUUGCGUUUUCGUUGUUACAAAUUUAAACAGGAGAAUAUUUAAUUUUUAGACAAAAUUUUCUUAUGAACAUGUAUCGAAAAAUGCUACGCAAGAGAGCUACACCCCUUAAAGGGGUGCAUUUUUAAUGGGUUUUUUCUAAUAUUUCCGAAACCAUUUUAGAUAAAACUAUAAAAUUUGAUACAGAUGAUAACCUUUAUACACCUAAACGAAUUCAAAGAUAAAAUGUUGAAAUUUUUAAUCAGACCCUUUGUAACCUGGUCAAGUUUAGGGUAAAAAGUACUCAACAUUUUUGACUGUAGUCUCUUGCCACUUUGAGCAACGAAAUUUUAAAUUUCAUUUUUUUAAAGGUCUUUUGCGUUUUUCCGAUGUAACAUACCGAUUUGAAGUAAGAUCAGUUUGAAAAUUUAUGUUACAGACCAUAAACAGCAUAAAAGUUAAAAAUUAAAUUUCUUGUACCGUUUAGGACAUCUCUGAUUAACAAUUUAGACAUUUUAUCUUGGAAUUCGUUUUGGUGUACCAGCUGUACCAAAUUUUGUAAUUUAAUCUAUUUUGAAAUAUUGGGAAAACCUUUUAAAAAAACGCACCUUUUUUAGGUGGUGUAGCUCCCUUACAUAGCACUUUUUGAAACAUGUUUACUAUUGUCUUAAAAUUAAAUAUUUUAUCUUCUAUUUUAAUUUGUAACAAUGAAAACGGAACACCUGUACAUAGAAAAUUUCUAGUAAAGAGCAACCAAUGUUGUAAAAAAUUAGUAAAAUUGCCAAUAAAAAAAUAACAGAAGCUAACAGCUAAUGAUUUACUUUUCGCAAUAGUUACAAUUUUUUGUUUUAAACGUUUAUAUUUAUAUACGAGUAUUAAUGUUAUAAUAAUACAAUACAAAUACAAUAAUAUUAAUUUGCCAAUAUGUUUAUGAAGUAAAUACGUCAACGAUAAUCACUUUCCUUGUUAGAAAUAAUUCCAUUUGAUUGUAGCAUGUAUUUUUUGACAGUAGUCCGUCCUUCUCACAAAAACAUGUCUUGUUUUUAUUUAGAGACGUAUAUGCAGAGUGUUCAGAAAUGUUUAUGCAUUAUGUCAACUAUAGAAUUUCAAUUUAACAUGCCAUCUCCUUGAAAUGACUACUGUAAUUUCUGCUUAUUGUGAUCUCUGUUAAGCUUUAUUCUUACACAUUUUACAUUGUUUAGUAAUGUUUAUACAGUAUGUUCCCGGAUUGAGUUUACAAGAGGAAAAAUUUUUUUAUCUCUGAUUUUAUACUAAAACUGCAAAGGAAAAACAUUUUUUGCUUUACCUGAAACGAGCAAAUCUGUAAUUAAAACUUCAUUAUGUUUUUCCUUUGCAUUUUUGGUGUACUGUAUAUCAACUUUUAGGUUUUUCCUGUUCGGUGUUGUUAUUUCUUUCGUCAUUAUUGAAUCUGAAACUUCUUUGCGUUUAUUUGAUAUCUGUCAUUUAUGACAACAUUUACAAAGUAAAUAAAUAGGCAUAUAAAAUUGAAAUUCCAUAGAUAAAUUGAUAUGGAAGAAAUUUCGAAUAGCCUGUAUAUAGUAUGUGCCUUUCAUAAAGGGUGUUUUUCAAAAUUUGGCGUCAAAGCUAUCCAUGAAAGUUUUAUUAUGAACAAACGAUCGUAUUGAAAGUUAUUAAUCUACAUUUGACACAUCGCCGGAUGUAUUAAAAAUUGUGUUCUGUUCACAACACAUUAUAUCACCGCCAACUAUGAUGUCAAAUUUAAAUAAACACCCGUCAGUAUUCUCAAUCAGAACAGUUAGUUUGAAACAAUUUUGGCAGAUUAUUUUUGUAGUAUAGAAUCUACUAAUUUUGAAAUCAAUUACAGUAUUAGCUAUAUAUGAUUUUUGAGGUGUUUACUACUAGUUUAUGCUACUCAUAAGUGAUAAAUUAAGCUACUCACUUUUAUUGAAUUGUAAAUUUAACCAGUACGUGAUUACUCUUUAGUGUUAAAUGUAGGAGAAUUUUAGAGUAAAUUAGAGGAUUUUGUAUUUCUCAAACAUUUCUCUCUAGUAAUACAUAUUUCUUCAUAUCUAAACAAAAUAUGAUAUUUAUAGAUAAUUAGGUAUAAAUAGACACAUAUUUAAAAUCCAAAAGCACCAUCCCAAGAUGCACUGUGAUUUUGAAAUUUUUACAAUUAUAUAGAUGUAAAUACAUAUGUAUUUUGUAGCUUACUUUCUAAGAAGAAUACAUUCGAUAGCUUCAUUUUGUUAGUUGUUUACAAAAAUUCGUCUGUCACACAAACCUUUACGGACUGUACAACACUGUUGUAUUUACAUAACUUUUUUAUUUAUGUAUCUAAUUUCUCCAACAUAAUAAAAAAACAUUGUCAAAUACUGUUAUAAACUAUUUCUCUUAUCUCUUUCAUAUUCAUGUGAUCAAUCUGCAAGGCUGAAUUUUGUAAUGUCUAAUUGUUAGCAUAUUUAUGUGCGGAUAUAUGUUAUAUAAUUAGUUUAAAAUUUUAUAAAAUUGAUAUUUAUGUGUUAGACUGUCAUAAUCAUUAACAUAAUUGUAAGCCUUAAAUUAUAUUUUAAAAAUAUGUGGUAUCAUUUUAAUCGACUUUCACAAAAAAAAGAAUGGGUAUCUUAAGUAUUGAUAAAAUAGUUUACGUUUUGUGUACGGCAUAAAGUUUUGUAACGUACUCCUAUGCUAAACAUAUAGUUAAUAAACAGCUUAUAAAGUAACA
Tribolium madens (black flour beetle) is the source of this 5042-nucleotide messenger RNA. RefSeq lists its product as uncharacterized. NCBI's taxonomy places the organism in Eukaryota, Metazoa, Arthropoda, Insecta, Coleoptera, Tenebrionidae. Bases 467 to 1246 code for a protein of 259 amino acids. The record is from RefSeq and is a predicted model, not a curated record. The transcript has 3 exons.